Messenger RNA from Octodon degus (degu), 2515 nucleotides. RefSeq names its product LIM and SH3 protein 1 (gene Lasp1). NCBI's taxonomy places the organism in Eukaryota, Metazoa, Chordata, Mammalia, Rodentia, Octodontidae. Bases 146 to 931 code for a protein of 261 amino acids. The record is from RefSeq and is a predicted model, not a curated record. Gene Ontology annotation, cellular component: focal adhesion. The transcript is spliced from 7 exons. Gene Ontology annotation, molecular function: actin filament binding.
AAGGAGGCGGAGGCGGAGGCCAGUUCCCCAGCUCCAGCCGCCGCGCCUGCACCGUUGCAGCCGCGGUCGCCGCCCGUCAGCCUCCCCCAGGUCGGAGAGCGCGCGCGAGCUCGGGCGCCCCCGCCCAGCCUCCCCAGGAGCAACCAUGAACCCCAACUGCGCCCGGUGCGGCAAGAUCGUGUACCCCACGGAGAAGGUGAACUGUCUGGAUAAGUUCUGGCACAAAGCAUGCUUCCAUUGUGAGACCUGCAAGAUGACCCUAAACAUGAAGAACUACAAAGGCUACGAGAAGAAGCCCUAUUGCAACGCACACUACCCCAAGCAGUCCUUCACCAUGGUGGCCGACACCCCAGAAAACCUUCGCCUCAAGCAGCAGAGCGAACUUCAGAGCCAGGUGCGCUACAAGGAAGAAUUUGAGAAAAACAAGGGCAAAGGCUUCAGCGUGGUGGCGGACACUCCUGAGCUCCAGAGAAUCAAGAAGACCCAGGACCAGAUCAGCAACAUAAAGUACCACGAGGAGUUCGAGAAGAGCCGCAUGGGCCCCAGUGGCGGCGAAGGCGUGGAGCCGGACCGCAGGGACUCGCAGGACAGUGGCGGCUACCGGCGGCCCCCGGAGCAGCACUCACAGCCGCACCACAUCCCGACCAGUGCCCCCGUUUACCAGCAGCAGCAGCAGCAGCAGCAGCAGGCAGCUCCGUCAUAUGGCGUGCCCACGGCUCCUGGCUCCAUACAGCGCAGCGCCCCAGGUGGUGGUGGGAAGCGGUACCGCGCAGUAUAUGACUACAGCGCCGCGGACGAGGACGAGGUCUCCUUCCAGGAUGGCGACACCAUUGUCAACGUGCAGCAGAUUGACGACGGCUGGAUGUAUGGCACCGUGGAGCGCACAGGCGACACAGGGAUGCUGCCCGCCAACUACGUGGAGGCCAUCUGAGCCCGUGCCCGCACCUCCACCCGCCGCCUCGCCUGUCGCCUUCCCUGUCUCUGUCUUUUAAGAUCUGCAACAGCUUGUUUGCCCCACCUCCUCCAGCUGCUCUGGCUGGCCCUGCCGUCCUGCGGGCGCCCUCUCUGCCAGUCCCCCCAACAGCAGGGCUGGGACUGCACCCGAGGCUGCCUUUCCCGCCCCGGCCACCUGCCUGUCCUCCAGCCCCAGGCUGCACCACUCACCCCCUGGUGGGGGCCCUGAGGCAGGUGGUCCAUCCUUUUUUCAUCUAGGGGGCACCCUUCCUCCCCUUUGCCACCUCCAGGGCCACCAGAGAGUAGAGUGCCCGCUCAAGAGCAUCUUUGCCCCCCCCCCCCCCCCCCCGCCCUUGAGCAUUUGCUUGCUGCCUGCAGAGAACUCUGGAUCAGGUUUUCAGGGGUAGCUACGGGAAAGGGAGGAGCCCUUUCCCUGCCUCGUCCCCCCUAGUCCCCAAUCCUCUGAGGAUUCCCCUGGUCUCCCCUCCCCUCCCCAGUGCCAUGAGGCCCUGGAGCUAGCAGGAGCCACAGGGACCUUGGUGUCUCCAAGGUGGUGCAUGGGGCUGUGACAGGCAAGGACCCACAGGGGCAGGGUGAGCGGUGCCCUGGCACUGGGCAAGGAGAAGGCCGUGCUGGUCAGCAGUGUGUUCUCUUCCUGGGCCCUGAAGGACCCGAGUCGCCCAUGCUGAUGGCGCCUUGGACCAACCCCCCCCCCCAACCUCCCAUGUAGCAAGGUGGGGCCCUGGGCUCCUGACCAGAAGCAGAUUUCGGGCAGAGGCAGAAGUUGGUGCUAUGCCUGGGUUCUUCCUGCAGCUGGGACUUGCCUGGCUUCAUUCAUCUCGAGUCUCGUCGCUCCCCUGGGCUCCUCUUAGCUUUGCCCGGAGUCUGGCCCCAGCUGGCACCCAGUGUUGGGGACCCUGCACAGCCCCCGUGCUGAGCCACAGCGGAUGCCCUACCCCAUGCACACCUGACCUGCAGGUGGGCAGCUGAUGUUACCCUGGGGCUCUACAGUAGGGGCGCUGUUUGUCCUCUUGGUCACUUUGGAGACAGGAGAAGCGCUGGUCAACUCCAUUUCCUUUUGAUUUCAAAGCACAACGUGGAUCUGGGGACCAGAGGUCUGGGACAUGGCCUAUGGGGGUGGGGCUUCCUCCUGAGGGACCAGAGCACUGGUGACCUCAAAAUUCCCUUCCUAAUCAACACAAGCAGCUGCUCCUUCUGCGUCUUGCCCUAAGAAGGGGACGUGUGCCCACGAAUGGGGGCUCUCGCUGGUGCUGAGGGGCCCAGGACCCUGCCUGGACCCACCGCCCUAGGCACAGGAUCUCACCCUGGGCUUCUUGGGCAGGGACCUUUUAGGCACCCUCAUCCGGGGAUCCAAGAGGCUGGGAGUUAGAAUGUGACCAUGAUUUUCGGGACCAAUCCUCCACGGUGACACCCGUGGGCUCUCCCAAUACCACUUCCUGGUUUCCCCCUCACGUCCCUCCAGGAAAAACUCCUUUAGUGCUUCAUUUCUGCCUCUUUCACAUAAUGCACUUUGGGGCCUUUUUUUUUUUUAAUAGCUGGA